Messenger RNA from Punica granatum (pomegranate), 2056 nucleotides. Lineage: Eukaryota; Viridiplantae; Streptophyta; Magnoliopsida; Myrtales; Lythraceae. The record is from RefSeq and is a predicted model, not a curated record.
UGCCCAACAAAUCUGAUAACACAUCCAUUGGUUCUUUCUUAAAAUACACGAGAAAAAAAGCCCCAAACACUGACCACGGCCCCCGUGCAUUUCUUCCAUCAAACUUGCCCCUCACCCUCAUUUCCUCCUCCUCUCGUCAAUCUCUGUCGGCCAUUUCUCCGGCAUUUUUAAGAUUGGGAGCUUGUCGCGACGACAAUUCAUCAUCAUAUCAGAGCAGUGGGGUUGAUUAAUCAUCGCGGCAUCAAGAUCUUUCGUCGCCGGGACUCAUAAAGGCUGGUGGGGGAUCCUGGGAGUUGGGCGCUUGCGUCUCUUUCACCUGAGUAUGUUGCUGAUUUGCAAUGCAAUGUUGGUUGAUGCAUCAUGCGGGUCCCAGAAUAUUUCGCGGCCGAGAUCAGCUCGCAGUUAGCUUAGGGCUUGUCCCCGGCCAUGAGUGAUUCGUUCCUCAUUAACCACAUUUUCAGCCGCGAGUUUAAUGAGUGAUAGAAGCUGUUAUUGCUAGCCAAUUUAGGCAUCUUCAUCUGUGCUGCGAGACUCGCUAUAUUCUUACCGAAAAUGGGAACCUCCACACGCAGAAAGCCAAAUGAAACGAUGCGGCUUUUAGUUACUACUUUCAUCGGAGUAGUUUUUGGCUUCUUCCUGGGAGUAUCCUUCCCAACACUCUCAUUGACUAAGUUGAAUCUCCCGUCAAGUCUUUUUCCCUCAAUUGAUCUCACAUACAUUGAAGACAAAUACUCGGGCCUUUCAACCCAGGCACUGCUGAAUGCGUGGUCUUCUCUACAGGGAAAAAGUGGCUCUGCAACUGAGAUUAAUGAGUUCAAUGAAUCGAGGAUUUGGGUCCCUACAAAUCCUCGUGGAGCUGAGAGACUUCCACCCGGUAUUGUCGUCUCUGAGUCAGAUUUCUAUCUUCGCAGAUUGUGGGGUUUGCCCGAGGAUGACUUGAAAAUCAGACCAAAGUAUCUCGUGACAUUUACUGUUGGUUAUGAUCAGAGGAAAAACAUCGAUGCAGCGGUUAAGAAGUUUUCGGAGGAUUUCACCAUUAUGUUAUUCCACUAUGAUGGGCGUACAACUGAAUGGGAUGAAUACGAGUGGUCAAAAACAGCUAUUCACAUCAGCGCGCCGAAGCAAACCAAAUGGUGGUAUGCAAAACGAUUUCUGCAUCCCGAUAUCGUGGCAGUGUACGAUUACAUAUUUAUCUGGGACGAGGACCUCGGGGUAGAACACUUUAACGCUGAGAAGUACUUACGGUUGGUUAAAAAGCAUGGGCUGGAGAUAUCACAGCCCGGUUUAGAACCAAAUAGCGGGCUGACAUGGCAGAUGACUAAACGGAGAGGAGACAGUGAAGUUCAUAAAGACACGGAGGAGAAACCUGGGUGGUGCACUGACCCUCAUUUGCCUCCAUGUGCAGCAUUCGUUGAGAUAAUGGCUCCUGUGUUUUCUCGUAAUGCCUGGCGCUGUGUUUGGCACAUGAUUCAGAAUGACUUGGUUCAUGGCUGGGGUCUAGAUUUUGCUUUGCGGAAAUGUGUGGAGCCUGCUCAUGAGAAAAUAGGAGUUGUCGAUGCUCAGUGGAUUGUUCAUCAGAGUGUUCCAUCCCUUGGAAACCAGGGUAAAUCUGAAACUGGAAAGGCUCCAUGGGAAGGGGUGAGAGAGAGGUGCAGGAAAGAGUGGACGAUGUUCCAAGAACGAAUGACGAGUGCAGAGAGGGCGUAUUACGUGGCUCUGGGAGUUGAUCCUCCGAACUCCACCAUCGUACACUGAAGAGGGAACGCCGGGAUGUCAACGUUGCCGGUGGGGUUAGGAUUUACAUGAGAAACGCCGUAGUUUCUGGCGUGUGUAGGGAGAUAAUGAUGCGUCUUUUCCCACUUGCAUCUUGAUCUCUGUAGGUUUUUUGUAUUGUAACACUGAGGAUGUUUGUAUACUAUAAAAUCACUGUAAUUCCAACUGUCGUGCCGUGGAUCAGAAAAGUGGUGCAUCCGAGGGAUCUGCGGUUCCCCCUGUUCGCAUUAACAGAGAAUACCGGGUCGCUGGCAAGACGACGCAGCAGUUCCUUUCGAAGCAA